AUGUCUUCAGUUCACCGGACCCAGAUUGCGGGUAAUGUCAACCCUCAGUCAACCCUGCUCACAGAAGCUAGUCAAGGUCCUCACCAAGCUCUCGCUGACCCCAUGUUCACAACGGUUGUACAUGUAGAUAAACUCAAAAGGACUUUGCCACUAUCACGCUUGAAGAAAGUUGAUGAUGAGCACUACUGUUGCCCCCAGUCUGAGAAGAUGGACGUACCUCCUACCCGCCCUAUAGGUGCUCCGAUUGCUCCAUGUGUUAUCUCCACUACAGUUCAUGUGUUGGAUUUUGUGAUACGGACACUCGAUAGUCUUUGUGAACAGUGGGCGAAGAGAAUCCAGUUUGACAGUUGUGUACUCUGCCCAAGGUGUAGAAAGAGGAAACUUCGCCUCCAAGAAUGUUUCAAACAGAAGUCACUCCAAUGCGGAAGUCAUCUAGUCUCCACAUCUGUAGUCAAGGCAAACUUUGGUAUUACUGAAGAAUCAGGGAGUGAACGUGUGAUGAUGUCUAGAAGAUCAACUUGUGAAGAGACCGGUGUACUAUGCAACCGUUACUUCUGUGAUCUAGCGGAGAAGAUAGGAUCGGAAUGGCGUCUCCUUGGUAUCAGGCUUGGAUUAAACCAAGCAGACAUUGAUCAUAUCACGACGGACAAUGCACCGGCAGUGGAUCGUAAUUUUGCCAUGCUAAGGCUGUGGAAGCAACGGUCAUCUUGUAAGGGGAAUAGGAAAGAGAUGGUGGAGGAUCUUUGUGGUGCACUAAAAAGCUCAAGCAGGACAGAUCUUGCAGAUGAAAUAAGAGAAGCCGCAGGACUAAGUUAACUAAUAUUUGGACACAGCCAUGACAGCGAUAUGGAUAUACAUUGUAAAUAACUUUUGGCUUUGCGAAAAUUUGGUUGCGGAGUACGAUAUGUGACGGCCAAUGAAAGUUUUGUAUUGAUUUUCAAUAAAGUUUGUUUUUCCGUUUCAUUCGUUAUAGGUGAGGAGUAAUGCCUUUAAGUACACAUCCAGUCAUAAAAUAGUCUUUUGAAAUGAUAUUAUCCGUUAGAAAUGAUAAAAUUUGACAAAAUUUAUAAUAUCCACGAGUGUAAUGAUGACAUCUAGUAGAAAUGAUAACAUUUAGAAGUCAAUGAUAACUCUAACUUAGACCUUAUACUCUGUAUUAUAGCUUCAUUUCUUGUAUAGUUUGUCCAUGAUUGACAAGCUAGUAUAUGAGGUUAUUCUCUAAUAAGUAUUUUGCUUCUGUAUGUAAAAUAGUUUGUAAUGUAUCAUCUUCUGAUUAUUACUAAUUCGUAUUUUAUCAAUUGUGCAUCCUUCUCUCUAUCUGUUACGUAAAAAUACAUGUAAAUGGAUUAAUUAAUCCCAAAAUUUUUCCUACGCUGUAUAUAUUAUAUUUCCAAAUUAAUAUAAAACAUUUGGCAGCAUAUCCAAGUUCUUUCCAAGUAUUGAAAAUCAGGUUAUUUGUCUCCAUCUGUUUCAAUGCAUUGUUUAUAACAUCUUUUUAGUGUCUUUUUUUACAUAGCUAUGGGGAUGUAUAGUCUUAUUU
Messenger RNA from Lytechinus variegatus (green sea urchin), 1540 nucleotides. RefSeq lists its product as uncharacterized. Lineage: Eukaryota; Metazoa; Echinodermata; Echinoidea; Temnopleuroida; Toxopneustidae. Gene Ontology annotation, biological process: signal transduction. Gene Ontology annotation, molecular function: protein binding. The transcript has 4 exons. The coding region runs from base 1 to 816 and encodes 271 amino acids. The record is from RefSeq and is a predicted model, not a curated record.